UAUAUUUGAUCUUUGGAGCUUCCUUACAGUCGGUCGCUGGAUGAAAUUGGAGAUCAAGUUGAAGUAAUUGGCCUUUGGAUAAUUUUUGUCAACACUUUUCAAUGCAAGAUUGUCUUCACUGGCAAUUCAUCCAAGGGGGUUGAGUUUUCUGAUGGCGUACGCAAUUCUCCAUUUUCCCCACGUUUGUAUCCGCGAAUGAGAACGUGAGAGAAGCUCUGAAGACUGAGGUCUGAGCGUGGUGAGAGUGGAAUGGGUUCGAACAAGACAGAUCCGAGAAUCUCUCACAGAAUACAAGCUUUACUUCAGCAUUUUCGAACCUCCGAACCUACCGGCCUCAACAAUUCUUCGUCAAAUCAAUUCAGACCUACCAAGACAGCUUCCGUCUUGAUCUGCCUUUUUGAAGGGGACGAUGGGAAUCUGCGAGUAUUUCUCACUUUGAGGGCUUCUUCUUUGUCAACCCACUCAGGUAUUGUCUUCCCCGCCGUCUUCUGCAAUUCUGACAAUCCAGAAAUUUUGGGGGGUUUUCUCUCCUACGUGUUACCCAAGAGAAGGGCUUUGUGUGUGUGGUUGCAACUCGCAGGUGAGGUUGCGCUGCCCGGUGGGAAGAGAGAAGAAGGCGAUGCUAACGAUGUAGAAACGGCGUUGAGGGAGGCUAAGGAGGAGAUUGGUUUGGACCCUUCUCUUGUUACUGUUAUCACUUCUCUUGAGCCAUUUAGCACGAAGCUCUUUCACUUAUGGGGGCAUAAGCCUAGGAGGUUUAUGACUCUCAAGUAUGGCAUGACAAUAACUCCUGUGAUUGGCAUACUGUCAAACAAGGAUGCAUUUACUCCCGUGCUAAAUCCAAAUGAAGUUGAAGAAUUAUUUGAUGUUCCAUUGGAGAUGUUCCUCAAGGAUGAGAAUAGGAGAGCUGUGGAAAAAGAAUGGAUGGGAAAGAAGCAUCUAGUACAUUUCUUUGAUUAUGAAGGUGAUAAUAAGAAAUAUGUGAUCUGGGCUGUAACUGCGGCGAUGUUAAUCAGGGCAGCUUCACUUAUAUACCAGCGGCCACCAGCAUUUUUGGAGUUGAGGCCUGGCAUAUGGGGAGGACUUACUGAAAAUGACAUGUUAAUAUUACAGCGUAGUUCUAAACAGUGAUAUAUUCAAUUUUUCGCUCCUAAGUUCGUAAUUUUAUGAUGCUUUUCUUUGCAGGCCGGCCACGAGUCUGUUAGUGAGAAAUAAAAGUUCAGUUUCAGACCUCUAGAUUCUAGAGCUGCUUAAAGAACAUGCUCAUUCUGUAUGUUUUAUAACGUCUCAUGUAUACAUGGUUUAUAGAAACUUACCACGGAAA
Molecule: messenger RNA, 1324 nt
Organism: Prosopis cineraria
Lineage: Eukaryota; Viridiplantae; Streptophyta; Magnoliopsida; Fabales; Fabaceae
Product: nudix hydrolase 15, mitochondrial-like
Exons: 4
Coding region: 250-1131 (293 amino acids)
Biological process (GO): coenzyme A catabolic process
Molecular function (GO): acetyl-CoA hydrolase activity; coenzyme A diphosphatase activity
Source: RefSeq, a predicted model, not a curated record